AUGGCGGACGAUAACGAGGAUGUUGUCGUAGGCGACUCGGUUGACGAGGUGAAGAAGAAGAAGAAGAAGAAGAAGAAGAAGAAGAAGAAGAAGAAGAAGAAGGGAAAGGAGGGUGACCAGCUGAAUAUCGCCGACGACUCGGACGAAGGCUCGGCCGAUGCUGCUGAGCCCGAGGCUGCUGCUGAGCCCGAGGCUGCUGCUGAGCCCGAGGCUGCUGCUGAGCCCGAGGCUGCUGCGGAGCCCGAGGCUGCUGCUGAGCCCGAGGCUGCCGCUGAGCCCGAGGCUGCUGCUGAGCCGGAGGCUGCCGCUGAGCCCGAGGCUGCUGCUGAGCCGGAGGCUGCUGCUGAGCCCGAGGCUGCUGCCGCCGCCGACGAUGCCGACGCCGCCGAUGACGAGAAUGGCGACAAGAAGGACAAGAAGAAGAAGAAGAAGGACAAGAAGAAGAAGAAGAAGAAGGGCAAGGAUGCUGACGAGGCCGACGCCGCCGAGGCUGAGGCUGUUGCCGAGCCCGAGGUUGCCGUUGAGCCGGAGGCCGCCGCCGAGCCCGAGGCUGCUGCGGAGGCCGAGGCUGCGGCCCCGGCGUCGCUUCCGCCGCCGCCGGCUCCGCUCCCGGUGCCAGCUGCCGGAGGCGACAACGCGUCGGCGGCUGACGCUCAGCUCGCCGACGACGAUGCAGCCAUUGUUGUCGACGACAAUGCCGGCGGCAAGAAGAAGGACAAGAAGAAGAAGGACAAGAAGAAGAAGAAGAAGAAGGGCAAGGAUGCUGAGGCUGCCGACGUUGCCGAGCCCGGCACCGAGGCUGCGGCUGAGGCCGAGGCCGCACCUGCUGAGGCCGAGGCGGCAGCCAAGCCGGAGGCUGACGGUGACGCCGAGAUCGAAGCUGCCGAGGUUGACGCCGGCAAGAAGAAGGACAAGAAGAAGAAGGACAAGAAGAAGAAGGACAAGAAGAAGAAGAAGGGCAAGGAGACCAAUGCCGAGACCGACGGCGACGUCUCCGAGUCUGGCGCUUCGUCGUCUGCGGCGGUGGCUGGGGCUGGUGUGGCGGUUGCGGGUAGCAACGGCGCAUCGGACAGCGCUGCGCCGGCGGCGGCCGAGCCGGAGGCUGAGGCUGAGGCUGAGGCUGAGGACGAGGCUGCGCCUGCCGAGCCUGCGCAGCCGUCUAAGGUUUCGCGCGAGCAGGCGAUGCAGAUCACCAAGAUGAACCUCUCGGGCAAGAAGAUGACGGAGCUCCCCACACGGGUUGGCUCGUUUGUCGGGCUUGAGAUGCUCAACCUCGAGUCGAACUCGCUCACCGAGCUGCCGGACACGCUGUCGAACCUGGUGCGGCUCAAGUGGUUCUCAGUCAAGGCCAACGCACUCACCGAGUUUCCGGCGUUUCUGUGUGCCCUCACCUCGCUUGAGGUCCUGAACAUGGAGGGCAACCAGAUUUCGUCAGUUCCGGCAGAGAUCUCGGCGCUGACAGCGCUGCGCGGGCUGGACCUCAAGUCGAACCUGUUUGAGCAGUUCCCGACCGAGAUUGUGGGUCUCCCGUCGCUCAAGCUCCUGGGGCUUGCGCGGAACCAGAUGGAGAGCUUGCCGGAGGCCGUUUCGCAGCUGACCGGGCUCAAGGUCCUCGACGUCUCGUUCAACAAGAUCAACAAGCUGCCGGCGUGUAUCAACGCCCUUGUGGAGCUUGACGGCCUCUUUGUCACCGCCAACCGCAUUUCGGUCCUUCCGGAGCUCGGUGCACUCGACGUGCUCAAGACGCUCGACAUCCGCGGCAACCGUAUCAACGCGCUUCCGCUCUCGCUGCUCCAGCUGACCGACACACUGCAGCAGCUACCGGUCGAGGGCAACCCGCUCGAGUACCCGCCGGCCAAGACGGCCAAGGGUGGCCUCAAGCCGAUCUUCAAGUUCCUCUCUGCCGAGCAGCAGGCGCGCGAGGGCCACGACAUCCUCAUCCAGGGCACGCUCCGCUCCAAGAAGAAGGGCGCGUUCAAGAAGUGGCCUGAGCGGUGGUGCGUUGUCGUCGACAACACCCUCGCUCAGUGGAACAAGGUCAAGAACUUUAUGGGCAACAAGCCUGCCGUCGAGGUCAUCGAGGGCGCCGACAUUGACGAGAUUGAGACCUCGCUGCUCAACCUCGACUCGGACAAUGCCUACGCCAUCACCCUCACCCUCAUCGACGAGGACGACAUUCCGAUCACGCUCUACACCAAGCAGAUCGGCCUGCGCGACGCCUUUGUCGACGCCCUCACCACCAUCAUGGAGGCGACCGCCGAGGAGCGUGCAGCCCGCAAGGAGGCCAUCGCCGAGAAGCUGGCAGCCGCUCAGGCUGCGGCCGAAGCUGCCGAGGCCGCUGCUGAGGCUGCUCUUGCCGAGGAGGAGCUUGCCGCCGCCGAGGCCGCCGAGCCCGAGGCUUCCGCCGCCGAGCCUGAGGCUGCGGCCGAGCCUGAGGCUGCUGCCGAGCCCGAGGCCGCUGCCGGCAAGAAGAAGGACAAGAAGAAGAAGGACAAGAAGAAGAAGAAGAAGAAGGGCAAGGAUGCUGGUGCUGACGAUGAUGGCGAGUCCACCGAUGCCUCGCUCGCUGCUUCUGCUUCCACCUCUUCGCUUCCUCCUCCGCCGCCGCCCAUGCCGGGCACGGCUGCCGCCGCCGAGCCUGAGGCUACCGCCGAGCCCGAGGCUGCGGCCGAGCCCGAGGCUGCGGCCGAGCCCGAGGCUGCUGCCGAGCCCGAGGCCGCCGCCGGCAAGAAGAAGGACAAGAAGAAGAAGGACAAGAAGAAGAAGAAGAAGAAGGGCAAGGAUGCUGAUGAGGCCGACGCCGCCGAGCCGGAGGCCGCCGCUGAGCCGGAGGCCGCCGCUGAGCCGGAGGCCGCCGCUGAGCCGGAGGCUGCCGCCGAGCCGGAGGCUGCCGCCGAGCCGGAGGCUGCUGCCGAGCCGGAGGCCGCCGCUGAGCCGGAGGCCGCUGCCGAGCCGGAGGCCGCCGCCGAGCCGGAGGCCGCCGCCGAGCCGGAGGCCGCUGCCGAGCCGGAGGCCGCUGCCGAGCCGGAGGCCGCUGCCGAGCCGGAGGCUGCUGCCGAGCCGGAGGCUGCAGCCGAGCCGGAGGCUGCUGCCGCCGAGGACGCCGAGGACGCCGAGGAUGCUGGUGAGAAGAAGUCCAAGGACAAGAAGAAGAAGAAGAAGAAGAAGAAGAAGAAGAAGAAGAAGGGCAAGGAGGGCGACGAUCUCAUCAUCGAGGACGACGACGAUGAUGAUGAUGAUGACGCCGAAGAGAUCUAA
Molecule: messenger RNA, 3258 nt
Organism: Thecamonas trahens ATCC 50062
Lineage: Eukaryota; Apusomonadida; Apusomonadidae
Product: leucine-rich repeat protein
Exons: 2
Coding region: 1-3258 (1085 amino acids)
Molecular function (GO): protein binding
Source: RefSeq, a predicted model, not a curated record